AUGGCUCUUCGCACUCUCUCCUCCGUCCCCGCACGCGCUGGCGGCGCCCUCCCGGCCGUCGCGACUGCCGCGUCGUCCAGCGCGCGCUCGGUGUCGUCGUCGGCACCUCGCCAGACCGAGGCCGAGCACGACCAGCACCGCGUCAGGGUCGCUCCCAACACGGCUGCCAGCAACGGGUCGCACAAGGUCGAGCACAAGACCGCUGCUGCCGGUGGACACUCGAAGCGCACGCUCCCCAGCUUUUCGAUGGACGGCAAGGUGUGCGUGGUGACUGGUGCUGGCCGCGGCCUGGGCAACGAGAUGGCACGCACUCUUGUCCAGUCUGGCGCCAACGAGCUCGUCGUUCUCGACCUCGUCGAGGAGCAGGCCGCCGCGGCUGCCAAGGAGAUUGAGGAGUCGUUUGUGAGCCAGGGCCUGGCGCCGCCUGGCGAGAUUACGGCUGUGGGCAUUGGGUGCGAUGUCGCCAACGAGGAGAGCGUCAAGGCCGCGUUCCAGCGCAUCAAGGACCUGUUUGGCCGCGUCGACGCGCUCGUCACCGCUGCUGGCAUCGUCCACAACUACACCGCCGAGGAGUACCCGACCGAGAAGAUCCGCCAGCUCAUGGACAUCAACGUCAUGGGCACGUGGUUCUGCGCACUCGAGGCGUCCAAGCUCAUGCCCAAUGGCGGUUCCAUCAUUCUCAUCGGCAGCAUGAGUGGCAGCAUUGUCAACAUCCCCCAGCCCCAGACCCCGUACAACUUCUCCAAGUCGGCAGUUCGCCACAUGGGCCGCUCCCUUGCUGUUGAGUGGGCCAAGAGGGAUAUCCGUGUCAACGUCAUCUCGCCUGGCUACAUGUGCACUGCCCUCACCAAGGCUGUUCUCGCCACCAACCCUAUUCUCGACAGUGCAUGGCACAGCGCAAUUCCUGUUGGCCGCAUGGGAGACCCGGCCGACCUUGGGGGGGCUGUCGUCUACCUCGCUUCGGAUGCCAGCAGGUACACCACCGGAUCGGAGAUCGUCAUCGACGGCGGCUACACUGCCGUCUAG
Apiotrichum porosum is the source of this 1026-nucleotide messenger RNA. RefSeq lists its product as uncharacterized. The transcript has 5 exons. The coding region runs from base 1 to 1026 and encodes 341 amino acids. Gene Ontology annotation, molecular function: oxidoreductase activity, acting on NAD(P)H, oxygen as acceptor. NCBI's taxonomy places the organism in Eukaryota, Fungi, Basidiomycota, Tremellomycetes, Trichosporonales, Trichosporonaceae. The record is from RefSeq and is a predicted model, not a curated record. Gene Ontology annotation, cellular component: intracellular anatomical structure.